CCCUGACGGAGGAGCUGGGGACAAUCACGUCCGUCUUGGGCACUUGGGCAAAGCAGGACUCCGCCUUCUCCAAGUCGUCUGUGCCCACGGCCGGCCUGGUUGGAUUCCUGUCGGAUGCAUCGAGUGAUGAAACGUGGGACGACGCGUACCGCUGCCUGAACGCAGUUGUGACGAAUGGAAAGAAGGUCAAAAAUGGCUUUGAGUUCACUGGGCCCGAGUCCGGCGGAAUGUGGCCCGUUAACAUGUGGCAGUAUGGUAACGUGUACGGCUUUGUGAAUUACGCGUUUACGCUUGUGGCGACGGCGACCAUCCAGCAGGUUCCGAAGGAGAGCGCGCCUCUGCUGGGUGCGAGUCUGGAGGACUAUGGCAGCACGAAGUUCGUGGGGCUGGCGUACACUGCGGCGAAGAAGUGGGAGACGGUCUUCAACGGCGCGGCAACAGCACCCAUCGGCGGCGGCGGUGACUGGGAGCCGGGGAAGGAGUACCAAGUGGCUCUUAUGCUUCAGGGCAACAAGGGCUCGGUGUACGUGGACGGCGAGCUCGUGGGGAGCUCCGAAGCGCUGCCAACACCCGAGGCACGGAGUUACAAAGUUUCUCACUUCUACUUUGGAGACGACGAGGGCGGCAGUGUGACGGUGACGAACGUCUUUUUGUACAACCGCCCGCUGAGUGCCACGGAACUCAAAAUUCUCAACGACGCAUAUGGUAACAGUACAGGCGACAGCUCCAUGCGUGCGGAUGGGGCUUGGGUGCUGCUACUCCUGCUGCCACUGGGGCUAUGGGGCAUUGCGGCCCUCUCCUGA
Molecule: messenger RNA, 803 nt
Organism: Trypanosoma conorhini
Lineage: Eukaryota; Euglenozoa; Kinetoplastea; Trypanosomatida; Trypanosomatidae
Product: group II trans-sialidase superfamily
Exons: 1
Molecular function (GO): exo-alpha-sialidase activity
Source: RefSeq, a predicted model, not a curated record